Drosophila hydei is the source of this 1103-nucleotide messenger RNA. Its product is annotated as axoneme-associated protein mst101(3). The transcript has a single exon. The record is from RefSeq and is a predicted model, not a curated record. Lineage: Eukaryota; Metazoa; Arthropoda; Insecta; Diptera; Drosophilidae. The coding region runs from base 71 to 898 and encodes 275 amino acids.
GAGCUUUUAAAAAGGCUAUUGUUUUAGUAUAUUGUAGAUUGAUAAACGAAUUUAUAUUUCCAAAUUUGCCAUGCUUCUAAGUCGGUUUACUUCUGUUUUUCCACGUAAUGUCAUUGUCAGGGGUGUUUCCACGCUGACUAGCCAUGUGGACAGAAACUAUCUAGUUCGGUCUUCAUUCGACAAAUGUCAGCGGUUCCCAUUCAGUGAUUCAAAACAAGAAGCGGAAGAUGUAAAGAAAAAGUGUGAAGAGGCUGCUGCAAAGAAGAAGUGUGCAGAGGCAGCCAAAAAAGAAAAGGAAGCGGCGGAGAAAAAAAAAUGUGCUGAAGCCGCUAAAAAGGAGAAGGAAGCGGCGGAGAAAAAAAAAUGUGCUGAAGCUGCUAAGAAAGAGCAGGAAGCUGCUCAAAAGAAAAAGUGUGCUGAAUUAGCUAAAAAGGAGAAGGAAGCUGCUGAAAAGAAAAAGUGUGCAGAAGCUGCUAAAAAGGAAAAGGAAGCAGCUGAAAGGAAAAAGUGUGAAGAGGCUGCGUUUAAGCAGAAGUGCGAAGAAGCUGCCAAAAAAGAAAAAGAAGCCAAGAAAGCAGCUGAACUUCAGCAGAAGUGCGCAGCUCUUGCUAAAAAAGAAAAAGAAGCAGAAAUGAUGAAAAAAUGCGAAGAAGCUGCCAAAAAAAAGGCUGCAGAAGAAGCUGCAAAGAAAAAGGCUGAAGAGGUUGCUGCAAAGAAAAAGGCUGACGAGGCUGCUGCAAAGAAAAAGUGUGCAGAGGCAAAGAAAAAGGCUGAGGAGGCUGCUCUUAAGAAAAUGUGUGAAGAGGCUGCUCUUAAGAAAAUGUGUGAAGAGGCUGCUCUGCAGAAAAAGUGUGCAGAAGCUGCUAAAAACGCUAAAAAGACCGAUUCAGAAACAUGAAAAGGUGGCUUAAUAUGUGAAACUCUUUUAAAAUAUAUGGUGCAAAAGUAACGCUGUGAUAAACAAUGAAGAGAAGGGUUCACUUUAUACAAAAAGUGAUCUUAAAAAUAAUGGACGUUUGAAGCGUUAACUUUGGGCCCAUAUAGUUAAAUGGAUUACAGAACACAAUGAAAAAAGAAUGCUGUAAUAAAGUAUACGAUGUGUA